AUGUGUUGUUCAAGAGAUAGAGUAGGUUUUGGUCGUAAUGUUGUCUUUUUUCGUAAACUUAAAAUACUAUUUUGAUCUGUUGGCUAGUCGCAGUAGUAAUUUACUAGUUCGAGUAGUAAGUUUAAAAGGUGAAGGCCAACAAGCUUUAUAUUGAUGACAUUUUUCAGCGUCGAAUCAAAAAUGAUAAAAUCAAGAGUCGAGUUGUGGACUCUCAAGGUGAUGUAGACAGUAAUAUCGUCGUAUCUUCGCCUUUUGUAACCAAAAGUAAUACUUCUGAUAGCAAAUCAGAGACUAAAUCAAUCGAUAAAGUGACAACAGGCAUGGAACAAUCGCCCACAGCAAAAUCUUCAGUCAGUAAUGCUAGUACCGCCAAAGGUAAUUUCACUUUUAUCCAAUUUUUGACUUUGAAUCGGUCUUUUAACGUUUUAACUUUAUUGUGUUACAUUUUUAAUCGGAUUCAUAUUAUAGGGCUCAAUGAUAAUGUCUCAGUUCUCAAGUUUAGCAAAGACGAAAAAGAAAUGGCAAUACAAGUAAGUUGUCCAAGUUUAUAUUGCUAAUCAAUUGAUAAGGCAAUUCAUCAAUUGAAACCUGCUUUAUAAUGAACUAUCUAAUAGUUUAUGUUUAUUUUUUAUUUAUCAAAUUUUACCAGACACUAACAUUUUUAAAACAGUAAUUUUUGUGACAUUUUGUAUUUUUAUUUGACUUUUUUAGCUGGUCCAAAAAAUGAUGGAUAUUAGCAAAAUGGACAACAAAGAACUGAACCUGAAAUGUUCGACAGAUGCAUCUACAAUCACUCUCGAGAUACGAUCAUGA
Bursaphelenchus okinawaensis is the source of this 813-nucleotide messenger RNA. The record is from the annotation of a GenBank genome assembly. Lineage: Eukaryota; Metazoa; Nematoda; Chromadorea; Rhabditida; Aphelenchoididae.